Messenger RNA from Lindgomyces ingoldianus, 1713 nucleotides. RefSeq lists its product as uncharacterized. Gene Ontology annotation, molecular function: oxidoreductase activity; NADP binding; NAD binding. The coding region runs from base 406 to 1713 and encodes 435 amino acids. The transcript has 2 exons. The record is from RefSeq and is a predicted model, not a curated record. NCBI's taxonomy places the organism in Eukaryota, Fungi, Ascomycota, Dothideomycetes, Pleosporales, Lindgomycetaceae.
GUUGUCUCCGGUAAAUGUCCUACCGAAACGGUCUAGAAGGGUGGAUUAUCGGCAAUUGACCAAGAGUGCUAGGAGUAUCGUGAGAGGGAUUUUUGGGGAGUUUGAGCUGCCGAUGGAAGUUGUGGGUGGGAGGGCAGGGGUGUAGGAUUCUGCUGGGUCGGGUGUUUGGUUGGGAUGUCCGGUUUGAUAUAUCUCUAACUUCCACUCAUACUACCCUGCUGAAAUCUCUAUAGACAAGCUUUUGAGACGCGGAGAGAAGCCCGGUAUUUCUAAAGCUUAGUCUUGGUUUUUAGUCCCUGCGGUUUCUUCGUUCCUGAUUUUUCUCUGGCCACACUUUCUUCGUUUCAUCACCCUCGAAAUUUCCCGUGACAUUCUCAGCCCCCUUCUAUCACUCCCCCCCAACCAAUGUCCCCUAAACCCCCAAUCGGCUUCUGUGGCCUCGGAGCUAUGGGCUUCGGCAUGGCCACGCACCUCGUAAAAUCUGGCUACAUCGUCACCGGCUUUGACGUCUGGACGCCAACCCUCGAGAAAUUCAAGACUGCCGGCGGCGUGUCAACUCCUUCGCUCUCGGAAUCAGCGAAAGACAAAGCAUUUUAUGUCGUCAUGGUUGCUACCGCGCAACAAGCUGACUCCGCAUUAUUCGGAGAAGAGGGGAUUGUGCAGAGCUUGCCGAAAGAAGCGACGCUAUUGCUGUGUUCCACGGUACCGAGUUCGUAUGCCCAGGCGGUGGAGGUGAGGUUGAAGGAUGUGGGGAGGUCCGAUAUCUUCUUCAUCGACGCGCCUGUUUCUGGUGGCGCGAUCCGCGCUGCAGACGGCACGCUUUCUAUAAUGGCCGGUGGGUCCUCAGCAGCCCUUCAAAAAGGCCAAUGGUUGCUAGAAGAGUUGUCCGCGCCGUCGAAACUGUUCAUUGUAGCGGGUGGUGUUGGCGCGGGGAGUAAUAUGAAAAUGGUGCAUCAAGUGCUGGCCGCGAUACAGAUUCUGGCUGUAAGUGAGGCGUUUGGGUUUGCGGCGAGGUUGGGGCUGGAUGGGAGUAGCGUGAGGGAGAAGGUGGUGGGAUGUGAGGCCUGGAGCUGGAUGUUUGAGAAUAGAAGCGUGAGGACGCUGGGGGAGGAUUAUUUUCCUGGAGCAAGUGCAUUGAUGAUUAUUCUCAAGGAUGUGGGCAUCAUAACUUCUAUGGCCCGCCUGGUAAACUUCCCGGCCCCCCUCUGCACCAUUGCCGAGCAAGUUUACCUCUCUGGCGUGGACCGCGGCUGGGGACCCAACGACGACGCCGGCAUGGUUCGUCUCUGGACUUCAGAUCCGGUGUCUAGCAUCCAAUCCACAUUAUCUGCUACAGAAAAGGAAAAGAAACUCGAUCUCGUUGUUAAUCUCCUGCGUACUGUCCAUCUUUGCGCUGCAGCCGAGAGUAUUGCAUUUGCGAAGCAUGUCGGAUUGCCGCUGCCCCAGCUGUAUGAGUUGGCCGUUGAUGCGGCGGGUGGGAGUACCAUGUUUAAGGAUUUCGGUGCAAAGAUGAUUCCGAUUUUGGAAGGGGAAGAUAGUGGGAAGGAAAGGAUUGUAAGUUUUCUAGAGAGUAUUAAAAUAGUGUUGGAGGAGGCACAGGGCAUCAAGUGUCCGCUGUAUUUGGGAAGCGGUGCAUUGAAUUUGUUGUUGAUGGUGAGGGGAAAGGGAGGUGAGGUAGACCUGGGGGGAUUGCUGGGGUUGUAUAAGAGGUAA